Molecule: messenger RNA, 831 nt
Organism: Oikopleura dioica
Lineage: Eukaryota; Metazoa; Chordata; Appendicularia; Copelata; Oikopleuridae
Source: the annotation of a GenBank genome assembly
AUGAUCACUGAAGGACAAAACAUCAACCUCUCCCAGCUCAACUCCGAGGAGGACUGCCUCGACAUGCUCAAAAUGAUCCUCAAUCAUUCACAAGCCGGAUUCGAAAGCGACGACGAGGCUGAAAUCGUCACUGCCGCAUGCGAUCGAGUAAAACUUUCUCGUGGCCCAUCAAAUCGUCAGGCUUUUCGCGAACAUGCAAAACUUCUUCAGCCAAAUAUGAAUCUUUACUUCCUCCUCGGAGACGGAGACAACAAAGAAGAGAUCCAGAAAGAAGCUGACGAAAACGGCGACUUGAUAGUGGGAGAUUUUGAAGAUACGUAUGACAACUUGCCGAUAAAAACGUUUCUUGGGUAUCAAUUUUACAAUGAUUUUUGUCCCAACUCAGACCUGCCUGUGGCCUUUGUUGACGAUGAUACGCUCGACGAAAUGUUCUGCCUCCGAGGGCGCCCGAUUUCCUUGCGAAAACCACCAUACUCCGGAAAAUACUUCAUCUGGCGCGAUCAGUGGCCUUCAAUUUAUAAUAUCCCAAGCUACUGCAACGGACAGUGCCAAGCUUGCACUGGAUACACUGCCAAAGAAAUCUACAAAACUGCUUCAACAACGCGCCGCCACGACUUUAGAGUUGAAGACCUCUUUUAUACAGGAAUUAUUCGAAAGAAAGCGGGACUCGCCCGGCCAAAAUCCUUGGAAGAAGCGCACUGGAAGGAAAAGAGUUCAAAAGAGACCAUGUGCCUCCAUUUUCCAGGCAUUCAAUACGAAGGAUUGAUGAAGAAAUUCGCCGCAUAUAAAGAACAUCGUCUUCAAGAUAUUUACCAAGAUCGAUCAGCAUAA